Molecule: messenger RNA, 1218 nt
Organism: Prorocentrum cordatum
Lineage: Eukaryota; Dinophyceae; Prorocentrales; Prorocentraceae
Source: the annotation of a GenBank genome assembly
AUGUCGGCGCUCUACGAGAACCUGCGGCAGCUCAUCACGGUGGUGGACGAGCUGCGCGACGUGGGGCUGAACAACUACAUCCACCUCCCGCGCAUCGCGGCCAUAGGCACCCAGAGCAGCGGCAAGAGCUCGCUGAUCGAGUCCAUCGUGGGCAAGGACUUCCUGCCCCGCGGCGGCGGCGUGGUGACGCGUCGGCCGCUGGAGCUGAGGCUAGUGCACCUCAAUACCCAGGAGUACAAGCCGGGGGACGCUUGGGGCAUCUUCGACAAGGUUCUCCCCGGCCAGAAGUUUACCGACUUCAAUGAGGUGCGCGCGGAGAUCGAGCGGCAGACGGAGGAAGUGGCCGGCAAGAACAAGGGGAUUGUGAACGACCCUAUCGUCCUCACAGUCUACGCCACAGGCGCCCCAGAUCUCACGCUCAUCGACCUGCCUGGCAUCACCCGCGUACCUAUCAAGGGCAGCGACCAGUCCGAGGACAUCGAGAAGCUGACCCGCGACAUGACCCUGCAUUACGUCAGGGACCCCAGGACGGUGAUCCUCGCGGUGCUGCCCGCGAACCAGGACAUGUCUGUGUCCGACGCUCUCCAGCUGGCUCGUCAGGUGGACCCCCAGGGCAUGAGGACCAUCGGCGUGGUCACGAAGAUAGACAUCAUGGACCAGGGCACCGACGCCAGCAGGAUGCUACUGGGGGAGGACGUCCCCCUCCGCCUCGGGUACGUGGGCGUGAAGAUGCGCACGCAGCAGGAUAUCCUCGACAGCAAGCCAGUGGUCAAGGCUCUGGAGGACGAGAAAGCAUGGUUCGAGAGCCAUCGGGUCUACAGCAAGCUGCCUCCAGGGCUCGUCGGAACUCCGGUCCUUAUCGACAAGUUGACCAAGAUUCUCUUCAAGCACAUACGCCGCUUCCUUCCAGAGAUCAAGAAGGAGAUCAACGAGAAACGCCGCAAUACGGAAUUGAGGCUGGAGGAGCUCGGUGGGGGCGUCCCCGUCGAGGAGCCGGAGCGUUAUCAGGUGAUGUGGACGCUCGUGACCGACUACUGCGACAUGUUCAAGAACACAAUACGAGGGAAGUACGACCGGAAGCUCCAGCGGUACAUGGUCUCCCUUCCGACAGGCGCGGGCAAGGAGGCGUCCGGCGGCGCCCGCAUACGCUACAUCAUGAACGAAUUCCUGACCGAGUUCCAGGCGGCGCCCACGGCGCCGUCAGGCUUCAAAGGAUAA